Molecule: messenger RNA, 2429 nt
Organism: Malania oleifera
Lineage: Eukaryota; Viridiplantae; Streptophyta; Magnoliopsida; Santalales; Ximeniaceae
Exons: 8
Coding region: 198-1649 (483 amino acids)
Source: RefSeq, a predicted model, not a curated record
AUUUUCAACCAACUUACAUUCGUAGCCAAUGGGAGUUUGGGCAUAGAUGGGUUUUAAUCAUUAUUAAUUUGGUCUUCCUCCCUCAAACGACGACCAGACGACAAACGCCAAGCACAAUGAACCUCCUCUCAAUCCGGCGGGGGCUGUAAGCAGAGACGCAUGAGGUGGUGCCGGUGGCGGUGCUGGCGGCGGCCCUAAUGGUUAUGCAGGCCUCCAAGCUCAUUCUACCCCACUCCUCUCUCUCCUCUCCUCGCAUAUCCUCUGUUCUCUUCGAACCCCAUUCUCUCUCCCUAGCCCUCAUGCACUCUGACUCCUCCUUCUCACUCUAUCCCUUCCUCUCUCCUCUCUCUCUCCCUCCUCUUCCGCCCCUCCCUAUCUUCAUCCCCCCUCCUUCCUCCUCCGCCUCCUUCCUCCUCCUCCGCUCCCAAAACCCUAAUUCUAUUACCAACCCCUGUGCAGUCUUCAUUGCCGCCGGGCCACACGAUGGUGGCGCCGCCGUGCUCCUCCGGUUCUGGGUCCUUCGCAAGCCCCAAGUGUUCGCGAAAGCUCGUGUUCUUUGUUCCCAGAAGGAGAUUCGAUUUCACGAUAAAUUAGGGGUUGUUGUGAAUGUUAGUCACGGGAUUUCAGUUAAGCUUGCCGGGUCGGUUAAUUACUUUGCGAUGUAUUCAGUUUCAAAAUCGAAGAUUUGGGUUUUUGCCGUGAAAAUGGCGGGGGAUGAUGAUGAUGGUGGGGUGGUCUUGAGGAUGAUGAAAUGUGCUGUGAUUGAGUGUACUGUGCCCGUUUGUUCUAUUAGCAUUUCAUUUGGGUUUUUGAUCCUGGGCGAGGCGAAUGGGGUCAGGGUUUUACCCUUGAGGUCCCUUGUGAAGGGACGGGUUAGCAAACAACGCCGAGAAAAUAAGACUUUGAAGCCUGAUGCGGAGAAUGUGAAGCAUGGUGAGACAUUGCGUCUGCCAAAUGGGCUGAUUCGGGCAAAUGGUGAAGGCCAUGAUCCUUUGAGUAGUUUGGGAGUGGACUCGAGCUGUGCAGAUGGUGGUGAAAGAAUAUGUGUAGGAGGGAAAACCAAGACCUCUUUUAAUGGUUACUUGGAAGGAAAUGUUGAUGUGCAUAGUGUUUCUGUAAACCUAAGGUCUGUGAAACUUGGGCAAGACCUUGGCCAAGGCAGUGCAUAUUUUGUGGCAAUCAAGAGCAAGGAGGAUAGAAGUUCAAAAUCCACAUCGGUGCGAUUCUCAGCUAGGGCAAUUUCCAUCCAGGCUUUGUCUGCAAAUAAGUUUCUGAUAUUGGAUUCAGUGGGGGAUUUACACCUCUUGUGCCUUUCCAACCUCAACUUUGGGUCAGAAAUAAUGUGUCAAUUGAGGCAGUUGCCUCACAUCAUGAAAGUGCGAAAGUUGGUUGUUCUCUCUGAUUCCUCCGCGAGAACUCAAACUUUUUGGAUAUCUGAUGGAUCUCAUUCAGUGCACAUGAUGGCAUUAUCUGACAUGGACAGUUCAGUUGAUGAAAAUGAUAGGAGUGACAAUGAGGCAAAGUUAAAGCAGAUCUCAGCUAUUCAGGCAUUAUUUACUAGUGAAAAGAUUCAAGAUAUUGUUCCUCUGGCUACAAAUGCUAUUUUGAUCCUUGGACAAGGUGACUUGUUUGUUUAUGCAAUUUCCUGAAGUUGCUUGGCAGCUAUCUUUCUUGCAGUGGACAUAUAUGUUCCUGGCCAGAUUAGGUGAAUUUGCGACUUGACAGGCUUCACAGAUCAAUGUUGUGUCUGAACAUUGAUUUUCAUGCAUUCUCUUGGAUAACAUGGUUCCACUUAUCAUUCUAUCACUAAGGUCAUGAGCUGCAGUUAUCUCGUAUGUGUCUACUAGCGCAUAUGAUCCCUUGAACACUCAGCUCUUGAAGACGUAAUUAAAUUAUGUGGCCUAUUUGUGCCUGGCCUUGGGAGUGCUGGAUCCUGAAGAAAGUCUUCCACCAUGUCACCUCUUUUGUUCAGCUUGCUUCCAUUAUCUGAAAGGCAAAACCUGCUGCAAAUGUGGAGACGUUGGAUGAUGGCUCGUAAAUUUUCUGCUGUGUGGAGCUUCCUUGAAAUUCUCUAUUCUCAUUUGGGGAACCACACCAUCCGAGCAAAACGUAUGGAGGUACGAGUCAGUGUUCAUGAUUGUGUUGCACAAUGGUGUUGGUUUGGCUGAUAUUCCAAAAUUCUGUCAGGCCAUCCAUUGUUUAGCUUCUAAUGAUUGAUAUGGUAUUCAAACUUAUGUGUGAUAGUCCCUGGAAAGUUGUAGCUUAGCUGUUUGGUUUCUGCUACCUACUGUUGUGUGAGAAAUAGUUUCAGUAGGAUGUAAUAAAAUGCUGUAUCAUUCGGAGUCAUAAUCUCUUUGGAGUUGAUCCUCAAAUUUUGGAACAAAUUAUGACAAGUUAAUUUAUUUGUUAAGCAUUGUGUGUUUGAAACA